AUGUUGAACCAUACAACUGUCACAGAGUUUAUUCUCUUGGGCUUCCCCUCCCUCCACCAUCAGGAGUACCUGAUAGCAGUCACUUUCCUGGCUUCCUACCUGGUGAUCUUAGUUGGAAACCUGCUGAUCAUUGCCCUCAUUCUUUCUGACCAAGACCUCUACAGACCCAUGUACUUUUUCCUCUGUAACCUCUCCUCUCUGGAGAUCUCCAUCACUACAUCCAUCAUACCCCAAACAGUAGGAAGCUUGUUGAUGGGCAGCAAAGCCAUCUCCUACCCAGCUUGCUUAACUCAGUGCUACUUCUACUCUGUCUUGGGCAGCAUCGAGUUUGUCCUUCUGGCUGUCAUGUCCUACGACCGUUAUGCAGCUAUAUGCUACCCUCUUCAGUACCCCAUGCUAAUGAACAGUCGGCUUUGCCUUCAGCUCCUGUUGGGGUCAUGGAGUGCAGGCUUCCUGAUCACCAUUGUCCCCACUGUCCUAGUUGCCAGGCUUCCCUUCUGCAAUGCCAAUUGUAUUGACCACUUCUUCUGUGAUAGCGUGCUUUUGAUCAGGUUGUCCUGUGCAGAAACACAGACUGUUGAGCUGAUAAUUUUUGUGACCUCUUCCAUCAUCCUCUUUGGCUCACUGGUCAUGACAGCAAUGUCCUACCUAUAUGUUAUUAACACCAUACUUAGGAUGCCGUCCGCUUCGUCGCGGAACAAGGCAUUCUCUACAUGCUCCUCUCACUUCACCAUUGUCAUCUUGGGCUAUGGUAGCUGCAUCUUCAUGUAUGUGUGGCCUUCAAGUCAUGUUUCCUACAACAAAACAGUGGCCCUACUCAACACAGUGGUAACUCCUCUGAUGAGCCCCUUUAUUUUCAGCCUGAGAAACCAGCAGAUGAAAGACGCUCUCAAGGCGGGCUUGAAGAGAAGUGUGAUAAUCUCCAGGAAAUGUUUUUCCUUCUGA
This is a messenger RNA of Dromaius novaehollandiae (emu), 945 nucleotides long. RefSeq names its product olfactory receptor 6C74-like. The transcript has a single exon. Gene Ontology annotation, cellular component: membrane. Gene Ontology annotation, molecular function: olfactory receptor activity; G protein-coupled receptor activity. Gene Ontology annotation, biological process: G protein-coupled receptor signaling pathway. The record is from RefSeq and is a predicted model, not a curated record. The coding region runs from base 1 to 945 and encodes 314 amino acids. Lineage: Eukaryota; Metazoa; Chordata; Aves; Casuariiformes; Dromaiidae.